Messenger RNA from Ilex paraguariensis (yerba mate), 2061 nucleotides. Lineage: Eukaryota; Viridiplantae; Streptophyta; Magnoliopsida; Aquifoliales; Aquifoliaceae. The record is from the annotation of a GenBank genome assembly.
UUCGACACCUGCAACUGAACCACACCGAGCUACACGCCAAAUCCUCACUCAUUUGAAGAAAACCCCCGAACGCUUAACUCCUCCUCCGCUAAUACCAAACCUAGUUUUGUCUCUCUACUUUCUAUCUCUACCAUUCUGGUCUGACUAUCCCUCUACCCCUCUCCACUUCGCAUCGCAAUGUAUGAUUCUACCCGCCAUAAGCAGCGCCGUGAUCCACCACCUCAUCGCCGCCGAUCAUGGUGUUGCUCGUUCACUACACCACCGCGUAGUCCUGAAAACGCGGUCACCACUCACUCGCACCACCACUCCAAACCCUCUCAAAAGACCGAGUUACCCUCAAAGCAGACCAAUUCGUUCCCGAACUCUCCCCAGAGCUCCAAACUCGGCUUCGUCGGUCGGAUCUUGUCACCUGGUCGCGUCUCCCCUAUCGACUCGGUCGACAACUCCGUCCAAGAAAUCAUUGAACCCUCGCCGAUCCGUACAACAAAUGCACAGUCAAGGUUUACGAAUUCCCCGAAAUUGCCCUCAUCGGAGGGUUCUGAGAAUACCAACAAUGGUGUGAAAGAGGAGGGUAGUUCGGGGGUUUUUGACGUGAGGCUGAAUUUGAAGGGAAAGAAUGGUGGGUCUUUGGUUUUGGAGUUGAAUUCUGUGGUUUUAAGUUCGAAUAGUUCGGUUUUUGCGGACUUGAUUACGGAUUAUAGGAAGGGUUCGAUUGGUUCGGCUGCAAGUUUGUGUAGAAUUGAGGUUCCUGAAGUGGAAAAUUUGAACGUGUUUCGGGAGACUAUCGAACUUAUGUUUGAGGAAGAUAUUACCAAACAGCUCUUGAAGAAAGGAGUGUAUCGGUCUAUAGAUAUUCUUGAGAUAUCUGCAGGCCUUAUGUUCACUAGGGGUGUUUUGGCCUGUUUGAAGUACCUUGAGGCAGUACCUUGGAGUGAGGAGGAAGAAGAAAAGCUAAGGAGCCUUUUAGCUAAAUUUAAGUUUGAUGAUGCAACAGCGAGAGACAUUUUGGCCAGACUCUAUUCGCUUGACUCUAUACAUGCACAACAAUCUCUGGCUAGACAGCUUGUUUGGUCUAUUACUACUGGUGUCGAUGCCAAUGCAAGAAAUGAGCUAAAGUCUUUAGUCAAGGGCCUCCUAUGCAAAAGCUCCGUCUACGAGAAGGACUAUCCUGAUCUCAACAAGGAGGAUAUCUUUGUUGUUUGCCAGUCUUGUCUUGCUUCACUGGUCAGUCUGUUUGAGGAGGCUUCUGGCACAAAUCCCGGUGGGAAAUUGGCAAAGAAGGGGAAAGAUAAGCCUUUGAUCGAACGCAUUUCAAAGCAGGUUGAUAACAUCAACUGGCUAUUAGAGGUUCUACUUGAUCGGCAAAUUGCAGAGGAGUUUGUGGAUAUGUGGGCAAAUCAAGGGGAAUUACUUAGGAUGCAUGGGAGUGCCUCUCCAAUGGUUAGAUAUGAGCUCAGCCGUGUAUCGGCAAUGUUGUUCAUUGCAAUGGGUACCAGAAAACUGCAUUGUCAGGCAGAAACAAGAUUAGUGCUUCUUCAGGCAUGGUUUGGACCAAUGCUAUCAGACUUUGGUUGGCUACAGAGAUGCAAGAAGGGCCUAGAUAUGAAGGCAUUGGAGGAAGCCAUGGGCCAGGCUCUCCUUACCCUUCCUUUGAAGCAGCAAUACACGCUGUUUAUGGAAUGGUUCCAGUCAUUCUCAAAGCAUGGUACUGACUGCCCUAAUCUCAGUAAAGCUUUCCAGAUCUGGUGGCGUCGAUCAUUCCCAAGAGGCUCUGAAUCUUAUGCAAUUGAUUCCCGGUAACCGGAGCUACUUUGUGAUAUCUUCUUGUUCCAUAUAAUAUCACAGGGUUGUAGGCUAAGCGAUUCUUGAAUGUAAGGAAGUCAAUAAUGUAGAUCAACUACGUAGAAUGUGCAAGGAUUUGGAGUGAUGAAUGUCUUUUAUCAGUCCACCUGAAAUUGUAUUCAUCUCCCAUGUGCUCAUCAUCAGGAAGUUUGAAGUUAUAAGGAUCUCACAACUUUUGAAGAAUGUUCCAACUAUUGCAUAUAUUAAAACAUUUCACAC